UGCCUCCGCUCAGACCCCUCCUGGCAGCCUCCUACACUCCCCCCGUCUCUACGAAAACACUUUCGGGAAGAAUAAAGUUUUUCUGUGCUCAGCAGCCAGUUUUAACUCUGAGCCAAACCGUGGCCUAGCAGGAAGAACGGCUUGACUAUGUGGAGAAAGAAACAGGCACUAGGGGAAUCCUUGGCUUGUCUCGUAUUUCUCGUGACGCUCGUCGAUGCUCAUCGAUUCCUGAACCAUAACACAGCCUCCCAGUUCCUGAGCAGGCACAAGAGAGCCAACUCUCUGUUUGAGGAGAGCAAGAAGGGCAACCUGGAGAGGGAGUGCAUCGAGGAGCUGUGCAACAAGGAGGAGGCCAGGGAGAUCUUUGAGAACCAUCCAGAGACUGAAUACUUCUACCCCAAAUAUGUUGCUUGUCUGGGUUCACAUCGUGUCGGCAUCAGCAACCAGAACUCGGAUGCUAUCCCCUCAGACCUUCGCACCUGUGUGAGAGAGAUCAGUAACCAGUGCACACCACCUCCAUGCUACAAGGAGGGUACAAAGAGCUGUGUGGAUGGACAGGCCUCCUUCACCUGUGAGUGUAAACCCGGCUGGAAGGGGCCCCGCUGCGAGGACGACAUCGAUGAGUGUUCAGAUCCUGAGUUUCCAGCGGGAUGUAACCACAAAUGUUACAACUUACCCGGUAGUUUCCACUGCAUGUGUGAAGAUGGCUACUUCAUCACUGACAAAGUCAACUGCGUGGAUAAAGAUGAAUGCCUGAUGUACCCCAGUCUCUGUAAAGAACCGGCUAAAUGUGUCAACACGCCGGGCAUGUAUGAGUGCCGAUGUCCCCUGGGUUUCAAAUAUAACUUCACUUCCAAGACCUGCAACGAUAUAGAUGAGUGCGAGUUGAAUGUUUGCGACGGGACUUGUAUAAACACAGUGGGCAGCUAUGCGUGUCACUGUGAUGGUCGUCAGGGUCUCCAUUUGGCGGAGGAUGAGCGGUACUGUAAAAGAAUCCCUGUUUGUGUGGAGCUGUACGACCACAGACACAAUGAGAUGCUUUACCUGGGGGAGCAGUUUGCAGGCCUUCCUGUCAUCUAUCUGCGCUUCCGUCUGCCGGAGAACACAAAGUUUGCAGCAGAGUUUGAUUUCCGUACAUUUGACCCAGAGGGAGUUGUGCUGUACGCAGAGUCCUCGCAGGACUCGUGGUUCAUGUUGGGGCUAAGAGGCGGACAGAUCGAAAUCCAGUUCAAAAACCAGCACACAUCCAAGGUCACCAGCGGGGGUAAAGCCAUCAAUGAUGGACAGUGGCAUGUGAUCUCUGUGGAUGAACUGGAGAGCAGCAUCAGCGUGAAGAUCAGCAAGGAAGCUGUGAUGAGCAUCAACAGCCCUGACAGUCUCUUUACUUCAGUUAACGGCAAACUGGAAACCAAGGUCUACAUCGCUGGUCUGCCCAACCGCACUGACAACAUCAUCAAACCUAUCAACCCCCGACUUGACGGCUGCAUCCGGGGCUGGAACCUGAUGAAUCAGGGAGCAUCUGGGGUAAAGGAGGUCAUCCGUGAGAAGAGGAGCAAACAGUGCUUUGUGCACGUGGAACGAGGGUCUUUCUUCACUGGCGCAGGACUGGCAAAGUUCGACAUUGACUACAGUGAUUCUGGGAGCUGGAAUGUGGAUAUAAAGAUGAACAUACGUCCGUCUAGCAGCACAGGUGUACUCUUUGCUCUUGUCCAAAACAACAUGGUCCCCCUGUCAGUCGCUGUGGUAACGCAGGGAGAAGAUGCUAACCUGCAAGUGUUCUUGGACGGUGUCUCCGUGGCAACGCUGGACUCACUGAUGUUGUGUUACCCUGACCGGAUGACAGUGCAGCUGAAUGUGACUCCCAAAGAAAUCCAAAUCUCAGCCAAUACCUCCACUGUUACCUACAUGAGGUCUGAUGCCCUGUGGGACGCACUGAAGCACCUCAACAGCACCAUGCAGAACCCCAUCAGUACAUACAUUGGUGGGAUACCAGUUGAUGUCCCUUUACCUGCCACCCCAGUGACGGCCUUUUACCACGGCUGCAUGGACAUCACUAUCAACGGCCAGCAGCUGGACUUCGACAUGGCUCUCAGCAAACAUAACAGUAUUAAGUCCCAUUCCUGUCCUCCUGUGUCUGCCCCUGAGAGAUACCCUGACGCACCGUUCCCGCACAGAAAGUGACCUUAAUUAACAUAGCAUUAAAAAGCCCUCACAUUAGGCAGCAUCCCACAGCGGCCGCUUCUUGGGAUAUUUCGGAAAGAGAGAUAUAUAAGAGGAGAGGUGAUGGGAGGGAGGAAGGGGGCGGGAAAGAAGUGACAAGAAGAGGAUACAGAGGUACACGGUUAUGGAUUUAAAAAAAAAUUGUGGCAACUUUCGCUGAUGGGUUAAUUCUAAGCUUUGUCUUGGGCUUUUCAUCCAUACAGUAUAAUUGUUACAGUCCUUUUUUUUUUUUUUGUGAGCCACAAUGAAAGCUUGCUUGCCAAUGAGCUAGUUGGAAGCUGGAUGACGUAGUUGUAGCAGUUUGUUGCAAUGCAUUAAAUGCUUUCCAAGAAACGGAAAAGAUUUUGAGUUUGAGUAUGAAAAGAGCUGAGCUCUGUGGCACCCCAUACCAUGUGUUGAGCAAGAUAUGGUUAUGUUUGUGUAGAAAAAUAAACAAAUGGUCACUGUUGACCAGGCUUUGAGACCA
Perca fluviatilis (European perch) is the source of this 2686-nucleotide messenger RNA. It is a transcript of the gene pros1, whose product is annotated as protein S. The transcript has 14 exons. Bases 148 to 2181 code for a protein of 677 amino acids. Gene Ontology annotation, cellular component: extracellular region. The record is from RefSeq and is a predicted model, not a curated record. Gene Ontology annotation, molecular function: calcium ion binding. Lineage: Eukaryota; Metazoa; Chordata; Actinopteri; Perciformes; Percidae.